Manduca sexta (tobacco hornworm) is the source of this 3169-nucleotide messenger RNA. RefSeq names its product flocculation protein FLO11. The transcript is spliced from 14 exons. Bases 301 to 2163 code for a protein of 620 amino acids. Lineage: Eukaryota; Metazoa; Arthropoda; Insecta; Lepidoptera; Sphingidae. The record is from RefSeq and is a predicted model, not a curated record.
UUGUUUAGUUUCUGCUGGUGAUCUCAAACUGAGUCACUGAUCGUGACUAUUUCUGUUUCACGUUUUCCCGCGCCUCGAGAGUCGAGAGCGCGCGCGCAAGAUCAUUCCGCGCGCGAAGUGCAAAGUGGAGACGUGGACGCGCAUGUGUUACGAACCGACGAAUUUUCGAAAAUAAUAUAAAUGAAAUAAUUUGUAAAUACGCUUUGUUGUUAUGUUAUUGUAGGAUUUUGUGUUGUUUUUGUGUAUUAAGUGUUGUGAGUGAAGGAUAAUUUUAUAAGCGAGCAGUGAGGAGAUAUUAAAAUGGCGACUAAAUCCUACAGCAAGCACAAAGAGUACAAGGAGUACUCGAGCAGCGGCAACGUGCCUUACACAGACGAACAAUUCGAUAUGAUAAAAUCCGACCUGCUCCCGAAGGGGAGUAAGCUGAACUCCUUGAGUCGUACUGGGGGUGGCGCCAGGGAGUACCACUACGAGUACAAGGAGGAGGUGCUCCCCGGAGGAAAGUAUGACAGGAAGGACAUACAUACUGUUGAGGAUUACACGAUCCCGGCGAAGUCCCUUCCUAAGGCAUCGGAGAGCAGCUCGUACUACUACGAGAGGGAGGAGCGGGACCUGCCCGCAAUCGGCACGGGCACCCGCACCUACAACUACGAGACCACCAGUUCUACACCAGGAUACUCCAAAGUAAAGAGCUCCAAGGUGACCAAGGAGAUGACGCAGAACGUGGAAGAACUCGACUCCCUCCUCGACGACUUGCAGAGGGAUCAGGAGAGGCAGCUCUACAAAAGUGGGUACACUUCAGAUACAGCUGAGAGCUCAUCAUUCGACUACAGGAGGGGAACCCCAAUAAAGCCGGCACCGUCCAGCGGCUACUCGACCCUGAAGCGUGAGGAGCGGCUGGAGAGCGCCAACUGGAGCGCCAGCCCGCCGCCGCCCGUGCGCUCCACCGAGCUGAGACAGGAACUCUACCGGGAGGAGAAGACAGAGUCGCGAGUGGUGCCGUCCCAAAUCUCGCCUGCAUUGCCGAUUGCAGUUCCACCGACUGUAUGCGCACACUGCCACCAGCCACCCAACACUGGCACUCUGUCCCGCUCGGCGACUCCUAUGAACAAGGUGACGACCACAGUGAAGACCUACACGUAUGAGGUGCCGGCCGACCAGGACCCCACCACUGUACCGCUUCCUCCCGUGGCUGAUCACCAGCACACCUACAUCGCCUCAGAGAACAUUAGCUCCACGUCGAGCACGCUGCAGGUGUCUCCGCACGGCGCGCAGCCCGCCGCGGCCGCGCCGCCGCCUGCGCACGCGCAGCCCGUGCAGCCGCUGGCCGUGGUGCCCGCGCCCGGCGGCUGCCAGCACUGCUCCCACUGCAACUCGCACGUGCGCGAGUACAGGACCGUCACCACCACUGAUGUAACAGACCGCACGAACGAGCGCAUGGUGCACCCCACGCCCGCCAACCACGACACCAAGCUGCAGCCACACGAGCCGCACAAUGGACAUGGCCCAUACGGUCCAAACACGUACAAGUACAGCGAGACGACGUACUCGACGCACAACACGACGCAGCGCUUCCCGUCCCCUCCGCCCGCGCCGCAGAGCCUCACGCUGCACCCCGCCAACUCCCCGCACGGCCCCCACCCCCCGCACGCACACCCCGGCCCCUCCCCCUCGCCCGGACCCUUCCCGCGCCCCACCACGCCCUCGCCCGGCAACCAGCAGACACCCAAGAAGCUGGACGAUCUGCUCGCUGACUUCCCGGAGGCUCGCUUCCCGACCCAACCUGACGGCGUGACGCGGCGCCGCGUGGAGGUGCGACACGAGAGCUCCAACGCUAACAGCUCGUCCCCCGCCUCCCCCGCGACCCCCGCCGCCCCCGCCGUGAAGCCCCCGCCGAUAGGGUCCAGCCGCAACGUCGCCGGACCCCCCGUGUACUAUCCCCCGGGACACACGCCCUUCGCCAAGAAAGACACGCCGGUGGGAACUGUGCAGGGGUACCAGGCUAGCAGCGCGGCCAUGCAAGGCGGUGGUUCGUAUGCGUCAGGGCGCGGUAUGUAUGAAUACGAGUCGGGCUCGCGAAGCAAAGAAAAGCAUUACGAGACCAAGACCGCCGUGCCUCUCUGCCUGCCCCUGUGCUGCGCCAUGCCCUGCGUGAUCAUGUAAACUUCAUCAAGAUCGUUGCUAAGGUCGUGUUACAACGAAAUGUAAUUUUAAGGAUAUAGGGCUGGGAUCUUUUAUUCUUCGAAAUAAAUAAAAAAAAACUACUAGUAGUUACAUAAAAAAGAUCUGCAAAAAAAUAUUGAUUAUUCAUAUCCGACUUAGUCGAAGAUUGAUUAUCUCAGCCCAAAUUAAUUCGGAUUUUAUAAUUGUUUUGGAGUUGUCAAACUUGUAUAUUUGUGACGUCAAAAAUUGUCUAUAAACGUAUUUUAAUCUUAAUGUUAAUUGUUAAAAAUAAUAAUUAAGAUCAUGUUCUGCAAAGCAGAUUAAAAUCUCUGAAUAUGGAAUCUCAAUGAUGGUAAAUUUGCGCUUGCUGCCGACGAAAAUAGUACAAUAAUAUACAAAACGUGUUUAAAAAUCGACAUUUCUCAGUAAGUUGCAUCGAUAUCGAGUAAAAAUCGAUUAAAAUAUUACAGUCUUUUGUAAUGGUGCUAUAAUGUUCUUUACGUUUUAAUAUUUGUUAUCGAUAAAGUUAGAACGCUAAUCGUUUUCAAUAAACAAUCCCAAUCUCAAUCUGAAACCCGAAUCCGAGAAUUGACCAAUCAAAAUAAGCAAUUUUUAAGCAUGUCAAAAUACUUUAUUCUGAUUAUUCCAUUUUUUAGAUUGUGAUGGUUUAUUGAAAAUGGCGGUAUCUCGUUUCUUAAUCAAGUUCUUUUUCGAUAUAAGAGACCCACCAUAUAUACUCUACAGGGUUCAGCACGAUUGCUAAAUCUCCGGUGCAUGGGGGUCCUCAUUCACCCCCGCUGUUAACACCAGGAGGCCCUGCGAAUAAAAUGGUACCUCCCGUUUCAUAUUCAAGUUGGCACGUUAAUCAUAUUGUUGAGACUGGUGGCGACGCCCGAGCUAAACUAACAACGUGCCAUUAAUGUUAUCGCGGCGAACACGCCUCCAUUAUAAGUUAAACUGUACAAUGUAAUUUUUUUUAUUAAUACAUAUUAUUAACUGACUAAAA